Messenger RNA from Prorocentrum cordatum, 1116 nucleotides. NCBI's taxonomy places the organism in Eukaryota, Dinophyceae, Prorocentrales, Prorocentraceae. The record is from the annotation of a GenBank genome assembly.
GGAGGAGGAGGAGGAGGAGCAGGAGGCCGGGCCCCCGCCUGGCGGUGUGGAACAGAGCACGACGGGGGGUGUCUGACUCUCUUCGGCCUCCGGGGGCCGGGGCGACCCGCGACACAUGGGAGCAGCAGCGGCCAGGCAUCCGAGGACCAGCACGCCGCCGUCGCCCUCGUCCGCGACGGCCUCGACACUACAAGAGAGGCUCUUUCGGGAUAUUGAAGAGCAAGCAGCUGGCUUUCGUCAUCAGGGACGAUGGCUCCAAAGAUGUCUGAUUCUUGGCACAAGAAAUGGAGGGCCUUCAAGGAGAUGAAAGCCGACCAUGAGAAGAAUACGAAGACCGACACAGCCCGCAAGUUUGAAUACACGUAUAAGAAGAUCUUCAUGUGGACCUCUUUCAGGGACAAUAUCGGAGAGCUCCUUGCCGACAUCAUGGAGGACGCGGAGGGCGACGACCUCAAGGCGAGAAUCUUCUCGCUCCGCGGCGCCGUCCAGACCCUGGAGGACAUGGCCGCGGACGUCGUGGAUGCGUCGGUGGGCGCGUUCGCCUCGAAGUUCGCCGCGCCGACGGCGGACCGGCCGUGGAAGUGGACCCUGACGCACGCGGACUUGGCCAGGGGCCCCGUGACUUGAUCCAGGCCGCGAAGCUGCCCACCCAGGAUGGGCCUCCGGAGGUGGCCUCCCUGCGACAGUGCGCGACGGACAACGAGGAGGAGCUAUAUGAGAGCACGUGAAGAAGCAGCUCAAGCCAGCCUCCUCCCGGGGCAAGGGCAAAGGCAAAGGGCUAGAGCGGCCCCAGGCAGUGAGGCAUGCGGCGGGGCCCCAGGGCGCCAAGGGCGCAUGCCCCCCCCGGGGCCCCACGACGCGGGGCGCCGUCGCGAGCUACGGGCUCGUUUUUCGGCCCAGUGCCGGGCGUGACGGAGGCGGUCGUCCUGUCUUCGUUCAUGUUCUCGCACCCGGCAGGGCGGACACCGCAGGCCACGAGCUCUGUUUGUUGUCUUCAAAUUCCUCCAUGAAGGGAGCACGGAUGACCAGAGGAUCGGGCUCAUGUUGUACAGUCUCGUGAUUGACAUGUACAUGUAAUGUGUCAUACAGUUUUGCACCAUCAUGAUCUUUGAACAG